AUGGCUUCAGAAUCUACCCCGCAAUCCAUCCCACUGCCCUUGGCUUCACCACUAUCAAUUCCAGUGCUGGGUCUGGGAGUCUUCCAAUCUACCAAAACUCACUCUUCUGUCCUCUCUGCUCUAUCAGCUGGCUACCGCCAUCUUGACACCGCUCAAAUUUACUACAAUGAAGCUGCCACCGGUGCCGCUGUCACUGAAUUCCUGGCUAAAACUCCAUCGGUCUCUCGCUCUGAUAUCUUCAUCUGCUCAAAACUCUGGGAAGUUGAUCUAACCCUUCCCGGCAUGCCACCUGAUUUCGAAUCAAUGGCACAUCCAAACCCAAACGGUGGAGGUUCUUGGAAAACCACCGUUGCAAGACUAGGGUUGACCUCUUACACUAAAGAAGGAGCAAUCGAUGGGUUUAAUCGAUCGCUCGCGGCCAUGGGGCCCGGAAUCGAUUAUAUCGAUCUCUACUUAAUACAUAACCCUCGUCCGGGUCCAACAGCACGUCUACAAGCUUGGUUGGGCCUCCAGGAGAUUGUCAAAUCCGGCAAGGCCAAGUCAAUCGGUGUGAGCAAUUGGUCAAAGCACCAUAUUGAGGAGUUAAUUGCCAACAAAGAGGUUGAUAUUACCCCCGCGGUCAACCAAAUCGAGUUCCAUCCUUGGUGUCAACAUAAAGCGCUGGUAGAAUACUGUCAACAAAAGGGAAUUGUAGUCGUUGCGUACUCGCCAUUGACACAGGGAACGAGAUUGAAGGACCCCGUUAUUUUGGAUAUUGCGGGGAAAUAUGGGAAGACGGCUGCACAGGUUGUUCUCAGGUGGUGUCUACAAAGAGGUGUGGUUAUCAUUCCAAAGUCGGACAAGGAAGAAAGGAUCAAGGAGAACAGUCAGUUGUGGGGAUGGGAACUGGCAGAGGAAGAUAUGGAUAGGAUUACAGCUUUGGAUGAGGGGAUCAGCGGCAAACUAGGGGAAUGGGACCCUGAUGCCUGGGAGUAG
Molecule: messenger RNA, 975 nt
Organism: Orbilia oligospora ATCC 24927
Lineage: Eukaryota; Fungi; Ascomycota; Orbiliomycetes; Orbiliales; Orbiliaceae
Exons: 1
Coding region: 1-975 (324 amino acids)
Molecular function (GO): oxidoreductase activity
Source: RefSeq, a predicted model, not a curated record